Molecule: messenger RNA, 1802 nt
Organism: Prorocentrum cordatum
Lineage: Eukaryota; Dinophyceae; Prorocentrales; Prorocentraceae
Source: the annotation of a GenBank genome assembly
CAAGGGGAUCGCACAGGCCGCGCUCGCGUCUCCCAGUCUAGAUGGCUGCUUGGGAAGUUGCUGCGCCGUGGGAGGAUCAGCGCGUGCAUGAUUCUCGCGAAGAGGGUGCUGAGAUCUUCGCGGACUAUAUCGUCCAAUUGAAAAAUGAGAAGGUGCUGUCUGCCAAGCAGGCCUGCCUGCUGGCCCACUGGGCAACCAAGGCGGGCGUUGUCGGCUUCGUCAAUGAGCUCGCCAUGGAGCCGACCGAGAAUCGGCAAUCGGGACACUGGACCCGCCAUUGGGACACAGUGAUGCGAUCGCGGGCUUCUGAUGAACACUACUUGGAUAUGAACGUGCCCAUGUCAAAUCGUUCUGACCUUUCGAGGGUGAUGGUCGACAUGCCGACAACGCCUCCCCACGUGGCAGUCCACGAGGAGGCCGAGAACGCGCCCGACAUCAAACAGCGCCUCCAAGAUGCAAUCGACCUUGGUAUCUUGCCUCCCGUCUACGCAGAGCACCCUGUGGUUACAGGAGCCCCAAACGGCGUACCUGUUUUCCCUUUGGCGGUCUACACGGACGGCGUGGCUUUCACCAGGACCGAUUCUGUCAUCGGCUUUUACGUCUAUAACAUCGUAACACGGGUCCGCCAUCUGUGCGCAACAAUCCGCAAGAGCGAUGCUUGCAAAUGCGGGUGUCGCAUGUGGUGCACAAUAUACGGCGUGUUGUCGAUGCUUAAGUGGUCGUUUUUAUCAAUGCAGAAUGGAAGGUGGCCAGAUGCGCGCCCAGAUGGUUCCGCGUGGGGGCCCUCUGACGAGGGCGAGGCUUCUUGCGCUGGCACACAGUUUGGGUGGCGAGCCGUCCUGUUGUUCUUGAAAGCAGACUGGAGCGAAAACGUUGGGACGAUGGCUUUUGCUUCGUGGCAAUCUACGGACUGCCCUUGCCCGAAGUGCGACUGCACUCGCGACACUUGGGACAAUUUCCUCGGCGUCAGCCCGAUGGGCGCGCCAUGGUCCACUCUGACCGUUGAUGACUACGACGCAGAAUGUCGGGCGUGUGAAUAUGACAGAGUUGUUACUGAUGCUGAUUUUCCAAGGUUGCGCGGCAAUCUAUUCUUCGACAAGCGCGAGCAAGGCAACCGAGGCAGAUGCUUAGAACGUGAUUUCGACACCUUAGGCUUGAAGAAGGGUGAUCGCAUGGAACCUUGGCCCGAACUACCGACCACGAAUGACUUUGACAUUCGCCCGAAGCCCCUACAUGUUCGUUUUUGGAGGCGGAGUAAUGAGCGCCACGCAAGGCAUCGCAACCCCCUGAUAUGCAAUGAAUUGUAUACGAGCCCAUCGCAUUUAGUUGAAGACUGGCUCCAUUGCUUUUCGCUCGGUGUGUUCCAAUUCUACAACAUAGGUUGGCUGAUCCAUACCAUCAUAGAAGAGAAUUGCUUCAGGAUGCCUGGGACUACUCAGCCUGAGAUCGCGCAUGGCACCGUGCAGCUUACCAAAUCUAGAACCAUGGCCUGGUAUGGGCAGGAGGAUAGAGCAGGCAGGCAGAGGAACAGAAUUCAGGACCUGACAGUCGGCAUGCUGAACACGAAAUCCGAGGGCAUAUCUUUGCACGGUGGUGAAACGAAUGAUUUCCUCGUCUUCUGCGCCGAAGUAUUGGUGCAUGAGGUUCGGGAUCCGUUGCCAGAUUUUGAGACAGCCAAAGAUUGUGGGAACGCAUUGUGCAAUAUGUUGUCAUUGUUCCGCCGCUCCGACAAGAAGUGGGGCAUUCCAGAGGCGCAGGACCGAUGGGCGCAGUGAAGUUUGCAGGCAAGGCCGAAAGCACGU